Messenger RNA from Piliocolobus tephrosceles (Ugandan red Colobus), 3558 nucleotides. It is a transcript of the gene SLC1A2, whose product is annotated as solute carrier family 1 member 2. Gene Ontology annotation, biological process: L-aspartate transmembrane transport; L-glutamate import across plasma membrane. The record is from RefSeq and is a predicted model, not a curated record. The transcript is spliced from 12 exons. Bases 321 to 2018 code for a protein of 565 amino acids. Gene Ontology annotation, cellular component: plasma membrane. Lineage: Eukaryota; Metazoa; Chordata; Mammalia; Primates; Cercopithecidae. Gene Ontology annotation, molecular function: glutamate:sodium symporter activity; L-glutamate transmembrane transporter activity; neutral L-amino acid transmembrane transporter activity.
AGGCCGGAGAUUUAUUCGAGCUUCGGCGGGGGAGGGCGCGCAGCUGGGCCGCGUUUAGGCUGCACCACCCGCGUGUUUCAGCCGCUCGACUCCGCGGGGCCUGGGACCCCCAGACGUGGGAGGAUGGGGUGGGUGUGCCCGCCUGUGAGUUUGGGGGUGGUGGACCAAAGUGAACACAGAUGAGUCAACUCCACCCAUUGUCUCUGCAAGAAAACAGCUCAAAACUCACCCCAUGAAUGACAGUGGAAGAUGCCACCCUUUGGGACUCUGUACCCUGGCAGAAAUGGAAUGAUUUAUGCAAAUAAGCAAGUGCCAACAAUAUGCCCAAGCAGGUGGAAGUGCGAAUGCACGACAGUCACCUCAGCUCAGAGGAACCCAAGCACCGGCACCUGGGCCUGCGCCUGUGUAACAAGCUGGGGAAGAAUCUCCUGCUCACCCUGACGGUGUUUGGUGUCAUCCUGGGAGCAGUGUGUGGAGGGCUUCUUCGCUUGGCAUCUCCCAUCCACCCUGAUGUGGUUAUGUUAAUAGCCUUCCCAGGGGAUAUUCUCAUGAGGAUGCUAAAAAUGCUCAUUCUCCCUCUAAUCAUCUCCAGCUUAAUCACAGGGUUGUCAGGCCUGGAUGCUAAGGCUAGUGGCCGCUUGGGCACAAGAGCCAUGGUGUAUUACAUGUCCACAACCAUCAUCGCCGCAGUGCUGGGGGUCAUUCUGGUCUUGGCUAUCCAUCCAGGGAAUCCCAAGCUCAAGAAGCAGCUGGGGCCUGGGAAGAAGAAUGAUGAAGUGUCCAGCCUGGAUGCCUUCCUGGACCUUAUUCGAAAUCUCUUUCCUGAAAACCUUGUCCAAGCCUGCUUUCAACAGAUUCAAACAGUGACAAAGAAAGUCCUGGUUGCACCACCGCCAGACGAGGAGGCCAACGCAACCAGCGCUGUUGUGUCUCUGUUGAACGAGACUGUGACCGAGGUGCCGGAGGAGACUAAGAUGGUUAUCAAGAAGGGCUUGGAGUUCAAGGAUGGGAUGAACGUCUUAGGUCUGAUAGGGUUUUUUAUUGCUUUUGGCAUCGCUAUGGGGAAGAUGGGAGAUCAGGCCAAGCUGAUGGUGGAUUUCUUCAACAUUUUGAAUGAGAUUGUAAUGAAGUUAGUGAUCAUGAUCAUGUGGUACUCUCCCCUGGGUAUCGCCUGCCUGAUCUGUGGGAAGAUCAUUGCAAUCAAGGACUUAGAAGUGGUUGCUAGGCAACUGGGGAUGUACAUGGUAACAGUGAUCAUAGGCCUCAUCAUCCACGGGGGCAUCUUUCUCCCCUUGAUUUACUUUGUAGUGACCAGGAAAAACCCCUUCUCCUUUUUUGCUGGCAUUUUCCAAGCUUGGAUCACUGCCCUGGGCACCGCUUCCAGUGCUGGAACUUUACCUGUCACCUUCCGUUGCCUGGAAGAAAAUCUGGGGAUUGAUAAACGUGUGACUAGAUUCGUCCUUCCUGUUGGAGCAACCAUUAACAUGGAUGGUACAGCCCUUUACGAAGCGGUGGCCGCCAUCUUUAUAGCCCAAAUGAAUGGUGUUGUCCUGGAUGGAGGACAGAUUGUGACUGUAAGCCUCACAGCCACCCUGGCAAGUGUCGGCGCAGCCAGUAUCCCCAGUGCCGGACUGGUCACCAUGCUCCUCAUUCUGACGGCCGUGGGCUUGCCAACAGAGGACAUCAGCCUGCUGGUGGCUGUGGACUGGCUGCUGGACAGGAUGAGAACUUCAGUCAAUGUUGUGGGUGACUCUUUUGGGGCUGGGAUAGUCUAUCACCUCUCCAAGUCUGAGCUGGAUACCAUUGACUCCCAGCAUCGAGUGCAUGAAGAUAUUGAAAUGACCAAGACUCAAUCCAUUUAUGAUGACAUGAAGAACCAUAGGGAAAGCAACUCUAAUCAAUGUGUCUAUGCUGCACACAACUCUGUCAUAGUAGAUGAGUGCAAGGUAACUCUGGCAGCCAAUGGAAAGUCAGCCGACUGCAGUGUUGAGGAAGAACCUUGGAAACGUGAGAAAUAAGGAUAUGAGUCUCAGCAAAUUCUUGAAUAAACUCCCCAGCGUAUCCUAUGGUAAAUGAUGAUUUAAACAAGCUUUCUUUAAAAAGGAAAAAAAUGAAAAAAAUGCAUAUAUUUCUAUGUUUACUUAAUCUGUUAGCCGAGGCUUAGAGGAGCUCUUGUGAGUCAGUGAUGAGAGGCACGGUGCUGUGUCUUUGCCAAAUAAUGCUUUAUAACCGUCUAAUUUUCUCACUUGUAUUAUUAUUUGAAUGGAUGCUGCUGGAGGAAUCAGUUGAAUUGAAGAUAUGUUCUUGCCAGCUUCACUUUUCUCCCUGGAUGUUCUUUUCCCAGGGGACAUGAGUAAAGCAGUGUGGUACACUCCAGGGACUUGGGAUAAUGAGCAAACACACAGUGUGUUAUUCCUUAAAGUGUUCUCCAUGUCUCGCCUUGUUAUGCACAAGAGAUUCUAUUAAAAGCCUCAAGAAGUAACUCCCCUUAAAAUGUCUAGUAGAGUUUGCACAUGGGCUGAUUAAAAGCAAAUACCUGUCUUAGGGAAUUCUGACAAUUUAUUUUCCAUAUGCUCUUUAAGUAAAAUGUUUCGAAGAGAGUUUUAGAGGGAGCCAUGCUCUUAAAGGCAGUUGAUUAAGGAACCUAUUACAUCUUUGCCUUACCCUGUGUAAUCUAUGAGAACAAUGGUUGAAAUUUCAAACUAUGCUUCAUAAUUCUUUCUAAAUUUGAUAAUUGAUUAGAAAGUAUUUUAUAUAUAACCACUGUACAUAUUGACAAAAGUAAGAGAGCACAGUCAACAUAAAGUUUAACCAGAGUUAAAUAUUCAAAUUUAUUUAUGUUUGGUUUGCCUUCACCUGGUAUAGUAAAAUCAAGUGAGAUUAUUUGGUAUAUGUUUUGCUUUGUUUAACCCAAAAUGUUAUUUUUUGAGUUCCUAAAGACAAAGACAUUUUUAAUCUGUCAAUUAUUUCAGUCAUCAUGUCUUCAUCCUAGAAAGCCUCGUCAUUUUACUGUCCUCACACAUGGAAGACACUUGUGUUGGCUGUGCCUCUUUUAGUGUCAUCUCUUGAUGAAACAAAAAUACUGAUAUUUAUCUAAUAUGUAGAAAGCAUUUUGUUAUCUUCUAUCAAAGCACAUAAAACCAGUUAUAGGACACAGUUGGAAGCAGAGCCAGUCUUCCUCCUCCAUCUUCUCAGUAGAGAGGAACAGAAAACAAACAUCUGUGCAAAACCCUAUAAAAGUGACAUUCCUAUGGCAGAAUCCAGGCAGCCUUGAACCAUGACGUGGCAACCAAGGAUGGCUCUGUACAACUUCAUGGAUGGAAUCUUGUUUAAGGCUGUGAAGUGUUAAGGAAUAAAUAAUAUAAUUGGUGUAGCACAAUGCCUUGCAUGCAGUAGGCAGCCAACAAGUUCUUAGUGAUUGGUUAUGCAAGCUAAAAUUUUUAAUGUCUCUACUAUCCUUUUUUUAUUGAAUAAUGCACAGUAUUUUCCUAACAUUGCUGGGUUUGGGAGUAAGCUUGGGACUUUAAUCAUUGAGAAAUAAAGCACAUUUGACUCUAA